Molecule: messenger RNA, 319 nt
Organism: Mycotypha africana
Lineage: Eukaryota; Fungi; Mucoromycota; Mucoromycetes; Mucorales; Mycotyphaceae
Exons: 1
Coding region: 15-194 (59 amino acids)
Source: RefSeq, a predicted model, not a curated record
CAAAGGCCACAAAAAUGAUGUUAUUGGAGUUCUUUGAUUUACUCGCUAUAACUAUUGAUGAAUACCUAACCUCUCGAAUAUGCAACAAUUACAGUUACGACACUGUUGAAGCAUUGAAGGCUCUUCUCGGCCAAAGUAUCCUUGCGUGCAAAACCUGCUCGGUACUUUGGAGCCGGUGUGUCAACACUGCUUAAGGGUUCAACAACUACUUGGGGCGUUAACUACAUUCCAAAUUAUCAAAUUUUUGGUAUAUACUGGUUUUUGCUGGACAUACGCUCGAUGGUCGUACGUUGGAAUCAUAUGAGAACUGGAUAUCAAC